Molecule: messenger RNA, 7638 nt
Organism: Mobula hypostoma (lesser devil ray)
Lineage: Eukaryota; Metazoa; Chordata; Chondrichthyes; Myliobatiformes; Myliobatidae
Product: neuroblast differentiation-associated protein AHNAK-like
Exons: 7
Coding region: 385-7089 (2234 amino acids)
Biological process (GO): regulation of RNA splicing
Cellular component (GO): nucleus; cytoplasm
Molecular function (GO): protein binding
Source: RefSeq, a predicted model, not a curated record
CGCCUCUUCACUCAUACAGGUUGGCUCUUCCUCCCUGUGCGCCUAGUACAGAGCGCAGGGUAUUACACAGGACUGCCGCCUCAGACAGCUCUCUUCACUCGGGCUCCAGCAAAGGGUUAAGCAAAGAAGAUAAUUGAUACUAGAGCAUACAAUCAUCACAGCGAUAUUUGAUUCUGUGCUUCGCGCUCCCUGGCGUACAAAUCGAUAGUUCAUGCAGUAGAGGAGAACGGCCACAGCCCCUCGAGACCUCAGCGGGCACUCCAGUCACUGGACAGAGCCAUCAGCCUACGUAGUGAGAUACACAAGGAACUGCUUCAUGAGGAGUUAAAACAAUUUCUGCGGGUUAAGAAGAAUCGCUGUGCUGAUUUAUUGCCUGAAGCUGACAUGGAGACGGCGGGCCAGAGCCAGGUCGCCAAGGAACCCAAGAUGUCGGAGAUGGUGGAAUUGGUUGUGGAGACGGAGGCCCAGGUUGGAGCAUCUGGAUUCAGUGUGACGGGAGGAGGAAAGGAUGGUAUCUUUAUCAAGGAGGUGCUGAAGGACUCGCGAGCUGCAAAGGCACUGAAUCUGAAAGAGGGAGACCAGCUUCUCUGUGCCAAGGUCUACUUUGACAAUGCCAAGUGUGAGGAUGUGGUGAGGAUCCUGCAGAGUGCUGAACCAUACAAAGUUGCCUUCUGCUUCAAGCGGACGGUGCCCAGUGCUGAUGUGGCCAUUUCUCCAGAGACUGGGAGCCUUGAACUGAGAGGACCAGAAGCAAAAAAGACAAAGCUGAGUGUCAAGAGUAUCUCACCUGUGAAGAAGACCAAGCAGCUGAUGAAGGGAAGGAUCCUCAGCAAAGACGAGGCAGCUGUAGAACUAGAUGUGCCUGUGGACGUGGAGUUCGCUUUCCCCAAGUUCUCCAGGUUUAAAAGAUUGAGUAUCACCUCUCCCAAAGAUGAGGCAGCUUUGAAAGGUGAAGGCAAGGUGAGACAUCCUGAGGUGGAAGCUGAACUUUCCUUUGGAGAGGGGCAGAUUAAGGGCAAGAAGAAGAGGAUCCGAUUCCCAGGAUUCCGUACGAGUGAUCCUGGGAAGGUCAAAGUUGAGGUUGGCAUGGAACCAAAGGAGAAAGCUACUGUUUUGGCAAAAUCACGGCAGGUCACAGAGGAGGACCAGGAGGUGAAGAAAAAAAUUAAAAUGCCUUCGUUUGACCUGACGAGAAAGGAAAAGAUGGAAGCUCCAAAUCCAAAGGCAAAAGUGGAGUUGAAGGAUUCUGUGAAAGUGGGAAUCUUGGCUGAUGGAGAGGCAGCUGAGAGCAAGUUACUGCUGGGGCUCCCAGUGCAAGCUCCAAAGCUUGAACUAGAUAUUGGAUUACCGAAGGCUGACGUUGAUGUCAAAGGCCCAUCAGCUGAAGGGGAAGUUGGUGCAAAAGGACCCGGCUUUAAGGUAAAAAUGCCUUCGCUUGAACUGAAAGGUGUGGAGGGAACGGACACAGUGGGUGCAAAACACAAAGGGGAGAGCAAGGAGGCAGGAGGUCAAGUGGAAGAGUCAGAGGACAAGCUGAAAAUGCCUGCCAUUGACAUUUCUGUACCGAAAAUAAAGCCAUGCGAAGAAGAUGUAACCAUAUCAGGGGUUGAGAUUGCUGUCGGCAGCUCUAAGACACUUGGGCUGGAAGGAAAGAUCAAAGAAAUUGCACAGAAGGUCACGACAAUUGACAUCUCAGCCCCCAAGGUACCAGAUGUUGAUAUCAGUCUACAAAAGGCUGCAGUAGAACUCCCCACUGUGGGAUCUGGGCCGCGGGACUCUGGGACCACAAAGACUGAUGCCCAGAAGUCUAAAAUCACCAUUGAGGGACCCGAAGCAAGACUGAAGAUGCCCCAGGUCUCACUGCCAGAAUUUGGCAUCUUUGCCAAGGGUAAAGAAGGCAUGGCAGAGGCAGCUCCAGAGGCUUUGGGCCCUGUGAUAAAGAUGCCAAAGGUUGAAGUUUCUAUGCCUAAAGUGAAACUAGACGAGGCUCGAGCUGAUGUUCCCAUGCCAAAGACAGAAGCUGGGGUGUCUGGGGUGCAUGUUUCCAAGGUUAAACUUGAUAUUAAGGGCCCUCAAUUGGAAGAUCAUGAGGCCAAAAUGAAGCUCCCAUCAGUGAAAUUGCCAACCAUUGACAUCGCAGUGCCCAAAGUCACACUCCCAGAUGUUCAGCUUCCGGUGGGUAAGGCAGAUGUCUCUAGGUCAGCUGCCAUACCAGAUGGGAAAACAGCAAAAGUGUCGGGGGUUGGGCAGCAGCCGGAGGGAUUCGACCUGAAGCUGAAAGUACCAAAAGUUUCCCUCCCAAAGUUGUCAACCGGCGGGAAAGAAGUGGAGGCAGGUGCCAAAGUAGACACAGACGGAGACGAUGCCAAGCCCAAGCCUCCCAUGAUAACCAUGCCCAAGUUUGAGAUCGCUGUCCCCAGAAUGAAACCUGCAGAAGUGGAGAUGGGAACUUCUGUGGACGCUGAGGUCAAAGAUUCAGGUUUCACUAUGGGGAAACUGCCCGGUGUCAAGAUGCCCAUUCUGGACAUAUCUGCACCUAAGGUGAAGAUUCCUGAUGUUAACAUUCAUCUUCCAUCAGGGGGAGCUGAGGUCCAGGCUGCUGAAGGAGAUGUCAAGGCUCCUAAAGGUGGGGACCAACCAUCUGAAUCGAGCUUAGAAGGCUUUGAGCUGCAGCUGAAAGUGCCGAAAGUCUCGCUCCCGUCAUUCGGUAUGUCACCUAGCAGCAAAGAGGCAAAAGCUGAACCGAGCAGCCCCAAAGGCGGCUCUAAAAUGCCCACUGUUGAUCUGUCAGCAUUCAAGGUCAAAGUCCCUGAAGUCGAUGUCUGCCUUCCCAAAGGAAAAGCAGAUGCUCCUGAAUUAGUUGCUGCUACCAAGUCACCAAAGACCGGUGUAGCCAGCGACGUGCCGAAGGCUACCAUGGAAGGACCUGAGGUCACUCUUCACAUCCCAAAGGUAUCACUUCCGAAGUUUGAUAUUUCCAUUAAAGGUAAAGAGGCUGGAGCAGAGGUGAAGGCAGCCAAGGAGACAGAUGCUGAUGCAAAAAGCCCAGCACUUAAAAUCCCUAAAUGUGAAGUAGCUCUACCCAAAAUGAGACCGAGUGAGGCGGAGGUGUCUGCCCCAACAGCAGAGACUGAUGUCAAAAGGGAAACAAAGAUCUCAAAGGGGAAAAUUGAAGUGGAAGAUGCAGAAACAAAAGUGAAGAUGCCUUCGGUGAAACUGCCCACAAUCGACACGUCAGCUCUUCAGGUUAAGGUCCCAGAAGUUGAUAUAAACCUGCCAUCAGUGAAGUCACCUUUCUCCACUGAGAAGGAUUCCAAAGCUGACAGUGGUGGGAUUAAGGUGGAAGGGCCCGAUGCUAAAGUGAAGAUGCCCAAAAUAUCCCUCCCAAAGUUCGAUUUGAAAAGUAAAGAGGAGGUGGGGGGAGAUGGGAACAUGCCGGAAGUUGAGCUGAAGGUCAGCCAUGUUGAGGGAAAAGGUAAAGUCCAGGCCAAAGGGAAGGCUCUCGACUCAGGAGUCAAAGGAGAUGUAGAUAUAGAUGAUGUAAAGCUGAAAGGAAAGGAGGGAAGGUUUAAGAUGCCAAAGAUCAAAAUGCCUUCUUUUGGGACUUCCAAAAAAUAUGAAGAGGACAUGGAUAUCCCAAUCCCUAGUGGAAGGUCUCCUGAAGUCAAAGCCAAAACAGGAUCCUUGAGUGCAGAAGCAGAUGGGUCUGGCAGCAAGCUGAAAAUUCCCAAAGUACAGAUGCCCUCGAUUGGAAUCUCGGUGCCCGAGAUAAGGAGGCCGGGGGCAGAAGUUGACGUUUCGGAAGUGGACCUGAAAACUUAUGGGGGGGAGUUAAAGAUUCCAAAAGUGAAAGUCGAUGCAGAAGUGGUCGAUCCCGAGGGGAAACAGAAGCUCCCAUCAAUGAAGAUGCCAGCAAUUGACAUUUCAAUGCCUAAGGUAAAGGCACCUGAAGUUGACCUCAGUUUUCCCAUGCCCAAGAUCGAUGCCACUGUCAGGGGAGUGGAGGGUGAGGCCACCUUGAUAAGCUGUCAAGCUGAUGAUGCAGCCUUCAAACUGAAGAUGCCCAAGCUGGGAAUGCCUAAGUUUGGGGUGUCUGGUUCAAAGGAUAAAGAACCAGGAGAAGACACCUGCAGCCCAGGAGUAGGUGGGGGUCACCAUGUUGAUGAUGCUGACGGCAAGGGUAUGAGCUUCAAAGCAAGAAUGCCCAAGAUUGACAUUUCUCUCCCGAAAGUUAAACCAUCAGAUGCAGACAUCGAUAUGGAUGCUUCCCUCCUUGAGGUUGAAGGACCUGAGGCAGAGGAAAGGUUUAAGAUGCCUGGUUUUACACUGCCAAAGAUCUCGCCACCAAAAUUUAAAGCUCCCGAAAUCGAUAUUAACUUCAGUCGCUCCAAAGACAAGAGGGCCUCUAGCGAUUCCUCUGACCUCAAAGUUGACACUGAGGAGCCGGGGGCUGGAUUUAAGCUAAAGAUGCCUCAGGUGUCCUUGCCGAGUUUCGGGUUGUCUGGAGCGGGAGCAGAGACGAGUGUGGAAGCCAGCGUCCCCAUGGAGAAACCCAAGCCAAAAGUGAAAGGGGAAGUUAAAUCUCACCUGGUGGGAGGAGAGGGACAGGAAGGGCGAGAGGAUAAGGUCAUUAAAGUGCCCAAGAUUCGAAUGACAACAUCGAAAGACAAGGCCUUAGAGGACACAACUGAGGCAACUAAAUCUGAAACAGAAACAGAGGGAGGCAAGUUGAAACUGAAACUGCCAAAAAUUGGGAUCUCGUCAAAAUCGGCCGAGACGGAAGCUGACAUAGAGAUGGAAGGCAUGGAAGGAAAAGGCAAAGAGUCCAAACUGAAAAUGUUUGUCCUGUCUCUUGGGAAAGACCAGAAAGGGGAAGUGGGAGAGUCUGGGCAGGCAGAAGGGGAUUCCGAAGGAACUAAGUUCAAGGUCAAGAUUCCGUCAGUUACUAUCGCAGCUCCAAAGAUGAAAGGACCAGAUGCUGACCUGGAUGUCAAUUUUCCAAAAGGCAAGGUCACUACUAUUAACCAUGAAAUCAAAGGUGUAGCAAAGGAAGGAAGGGGUGAGAUCUCAGCCCCAGUUAUUAGCGCUGACAGCUCAGAUUCUAGGUUUAAAAUGCCCAAGCUGACCAUGCCUGAUUUUGGGAUGUCCGGGAGCAGCAGGAAAGAUGACGAUGGAAUGGUGACAGGGAAUGUGAAGGUUUCAGAAAUGGAAUUCCGAAGGUCGAAGGGUGAGGCUGAUGUUGAGGGUUCAGAUGUGGACGCUGAGGGCAAGCUCCAGAUGCUGAAGGUGAAGAUGCCCAAGGUCGAGAUUGGCUUUACCAAAGAUGAAACGUCCGCAGGAGAUAAAGCUGAGAUCAGAGCAGGCCAGAAGCCUGGUGGAGACAUCGCUGGUUCAGGAGCAAUGUCCACAAAAGUACCCUUUAAAAUGCCCAGUGUGGAAAUCUCAUCCCCUAAAACCAGUGACUUAUGUGCUGGGAUAGAAACAGGAGGUGACGACAUUGACCUGCCCCUCGCAGAGGGAAAAGGAACUCUUAGUGAGGUUGAUACUGACGCUCUUGAGCUGAAAGUACCCAAGGUUACAUUGCCCUCAUUUGGAUCCUCCAAGGAGAAGGUCCAAGGAACACCUGGAGAUAGAAGCAGCUCUGGGGCUAAAAUAGACAUUAAAGGUCCCCAGGUUCAGGUGGAGGCAGGGGAUGUCUCGGAGAGUGUGCUAAGCAAGCUAAAAAAUAAAAUGUCAAAUGUCGGAGUGGAGUUAUCCAGUGGUAAGGAGCAAGGGGAGGUGAGCUCGUCCACAGCUAUUUCUGAGGCAAAGGGUCGGGAAGUCAGUUAUAAAUUAGGUGUGGGGCUUGAGGGACCUGAUGCAGAAUUGAAAACCGACAAAACCAGGAAGCAAGUGCUUGGCUUUUCUGUGUCAAAACCAAAAGGUCCUGAGGAACAUGUGAAAACCAAGGCCAGGGACCGCAGCAGGUCACCAGCUGUGAAAGGAAGCCUGGCUGAGACAGACAGUGCAGAGGCCAAGCUGAAGAUGUCCAAGGUGAAGAUGCCCAGUUUUGAAAUCUCGUGGCCAAAGAGUAAAACCAUGGAGUUCAAUAGAAAUGGAGAGCCGGUUGAUUCAACGAGGAAGGGAGAGUGGGAGAUUCAAACUUCUUGGAAAAAGGGUGCCAGAGUUGAGGAAACUGAUGAGCCAGACAGCCUGGAUGGGAAAUCAAAAAUGAAGCUGAAGUUGCCAAAGGUUAGUUUCACACCUAUUAAAGCAACAGCUGUUAAUAUAAUGAGGGGGGAGGCGCAGGCAGUUCACAUUAAUGGGGACAGCGAAGAGCCUGGAAGCCCCGGAAAGAUGGGCAGAAUAAAACUUCCAAAAGUAGAGUUUUCCUCACCCUAUCAGAAGGUCAGGGAUAGUGACAACGAACUGAACCUUCAGCUGGUCAAAACAGAGAUGUCCGUCUCCAAGGACGAUGCAGGCCUCCAAGCCCAUUCUGAUCAGUCCUUCAAGACCUCCUCUCCUAGAGCUGACAGAGGGGAUGUAAGGGGUUCAAAAAUCAAAGCACCCAAAAUCAGCUUCUCUGGGUUCAAAAAGAAAAGCGGUGAAAAAGCAGGGUCCGACGAGGACACGGAGAUGUCAAAUCUAGUAACAUCAACUGCCAGGACAGAGUUGGUAUCCCAGGAUUCGAGAGGGGAUACUGGUCACGCAAAGUCUAAAAGCAUACUGGGCUUUACUUCUGGCAAGUCUAAAGAUGUGUUGGCCACAGGUAAGGAGCCCAAACCAAAGGGCAGCCCAGGGGAUGAUAGGGAACAGACAGACAGCAAAGACAAGUCGGCCAAGUUCAAGCUCCCAAAGUUGUCCCUUGGCAACAAGUCCAGCUCUCUGGGGUAUGAAAACAACACCGACUUGGAGGGGCAACAGGAGAGCGAGGAUGGUACAAAGCGACUCUUUAAACUGCAGAUGCCUAAAGUGGGCUUCACAACAGUCUACCAGGAGGAGCACGCUUCAGAGGAGAAGAUCGUGGGGGAGAUUAGUUCUGUGAUUGUGUCGAAGAGCAGAAGACAGGUGAAAACCGGAACUCCAGCUGACAAAUCAACCAGCAUUUAGGCGAAGCCCGGAAGCAGCGGGUGCUGCAGGCCUGAGAGGCGGGUCAGAGACUAGACUGUUUUUGAUGGAAGCCCCCCGCUUCUUCGGGCUCAGCUUUAACAGCAUUCCUGUGUUAUAGAACCUGGACAGACGAUGUACUGGAACUGACGAAUGAAACUAAACUGUCCAUUACAGUACCAGCACUAACAAGUUACAGUAGAGAUUGCUGAAGCAAUGACCGUGUGACUAACACUGUGUACAAGUUCCCUCACAGACACUUGCCACUCAUCCUCUGCUGGCAGCUUCCAAACCUGCUUAGAUUAGCAAUUCUUAGCAAUAAAAAUAUAAGGAUUUGAAUAUGUUAAACAUGGACUGAAAAUGCACGGUUAAGCUUUUAUCUAACGAGUGAAAGAUAAACAGUGGCCUAUUUCCUUUUGGUGAUGGUGACAGAUAUCACUGAGCAUAUGGUCUUGAGGAAGAAUUAGACAGAGGGGCUCCUACGCAGUGAGGGGGGUGAGGUAAUCAGUCACAGAGGUCCCUACGCAGCGAGGGGGGUGAGGUAAUCAGUCA